Salvelinus fontinalis (brook trout) is the source of this 5150-nucleotide messenger RNA. RefSeq names its product UV excision repair protein RAD23 homolog A-like. The transcript has 9 exons. Gene Ontology annotation, biological process: nucleotide-excision repair; proteasome-mediated ubiquitin-dependent protein catabolic process. The record is from RefSeq and is a predicted model, not a curated record. The coding region runs from base 189 to 1256 and encodes 355 amino acids. Gene Ontology annotation, molecular function: polyubiquitin modification-dependent protein binding; proteasome binding; damaged DNA binding. Gene Ontology annotation, cellular component: nucleoplasm; cytosol. NCBI's taxonomy places the organism in Eukaryota, Metazoa, Chordata, Actinopteri, Salmoniformes, Salmonidae.
UUUGUGUCAUCAAAGAUGGCGAUUUGCUGAGUGCUCAUGGACACAUCUCAUGGUCAUGGAUAAAUAUUAUCUUGCUUGAACUUGUGGUUAUAUUUGGGAUUUAAUGUCAUUUCUGUUUUACUUUUGAAUAUUUUAAAACACAGCUGUAAUUGAAGCGCAAGGGGAAAACAGCGUUAGCUACCGCAACAAUGCAAAUCACGUUAAAAACACUGCAACAACAGACCAUUCAAAUUGACAUAGACCCAGAUCAAACGGUGAAGGCACUGAAGGAGAAGAUAGAAGCAGAGAGGGGAAAAGACAACUUCCCAGUGUCUGGACAGAAGCUCAUAUAUGCUGGCAAAAUCCUGCAAGAUGACACGCCUAUUAAAGACUACAAAAUUGACGAGAAGAAUUUUGUUGUAGUUAUGGUAUCUAAGGCAAAGUCUGCCACAGCUGCUUCAACACCUUCCUCAGAGGCACCCAAGGCCCCUGUCCAGGACUCUGGGUCCUCGUCGUCUGCCGGCCCGGCCCUUGCAGCCAUCCCUAUCCCCUCAGAGGAGCCCACACCUACAGUCGCAGAGCCCCCAGCUCCAGCCAGCUCAGACCCCAGUCUGGAGGUUCAGGGGGGAGAUGCCUCCUCUGCCUUGGUGACAGGAGCGGAGUAUGAGACCAUGCUGACAGAGAUCAUGUCUAUGGGUUAUGAGAGGGAGAGAGUGGUAGCUGCUCUCCGGGCCAGCUUCAAUAACCCCCAUCGGGCCGUGGAGUACCUCCUCACUGGCAUUCCUAGCAGUCCGGUCCAAGAGACUAAUCCCCCAGCACAGCUUCCUGCAUCUGCCCGCACAGGCACAGAGACCCCUACUGUUGCUGAGGGAGAAAACCCUCUGGAGUUCCUGCGUUCCCAGCCUCAGUUCCAGAGCAUGAGGCAGGUGAUCCAGCAGAACCCCUCACUGCUGCCAGCUCUGCUCCAACAGCUGGGCCGGGAGAACCCACAGCUCCUACAGCAAAUCAGCCAGUACCAGGAGCUGUUCAUCCAGAUGCUGAAUGAGCCGGCGGGGGAGGUAGGAGACGUGCCUGAGGUGGGGGACCUGGGUGCUGCAGUGGAGGAGGGAGCUCCAGUCAACUACAUUCAGGUCACGCCUCAGGAGAAGGAAGCCAUCGAGAGGUUAAAAGCGUUGGGUUUCCCUGAGGCGCUGGUGAUCCAGGCCUACUUUGCCUGUGAAAAGAACGAGAACCUAGCGGCCAACUUCCUCCUGAACCAGGGCUUUGAGGAUGAAUGAGAGGCGCUGGCCUGUCCUCCUCUCCAGCCCAGCACAAGGACUGCACCCCACUGUGGAGCAACGAUCUUCAGGUCAUUUCAGAGGGGGGGAGGGAGAGUUAUUGGUGGGAGGUCUUACAAGCUACACAAUGUAUAUGUUGAUCUAAGGGUGAAAGAGGAAUAAUGAAAUCUAUUUGAAUUCCAAUGGAAUGUCUGGGAUUUGUUUAGGGCAGAUAUAUAUUGAGAUUUUAGAAGAGCUUUGGGAAUGGGAGGGAGGGGGCUGAAGGGUUUGUGGAGUGUGUGUGUGUGUACAUGUGUGUGUACAGGUGGAUGCCAUUCAAUUAAGGUGGAAAGUCAUUUAUAUGCAUAUCUAAGCUUGUUAAUGCUGUAGCUGGUUGUAAUGGAAGCACAUUAUCCUUGAUGCACUUCUACAAUGUUGGUGUAUUGAGGCAAGAGGGGAAAGGGAAACUAAACUGACGGUCAUGAAGAGUCCGCUUGUGGUCUGUUCAUUUGAUUGCACCAGUCCCUCACAUUUCCUUUGCCAUUCAAAACCAACCACAUAGCAAAACACACUUCUCAUCCCAUGAUAUUGUCAUAUAGGCAAGUACAUUUCACCAGUGGCCAGGCUAAGUUAUUUAUGGGGUCCCCUCACUACACCUCAAAGCUAGCGCUUUUAAUUUUCACUCAGAUAUCCAUGAUCUCUCUGGGUGUGGAAAUGCUCAACAUCCUGAGUAAAACGAGCGGUAUAGAACAACCAAAAUGACAAAUGGAUGUGUGUAUGCUCACAUAACCAUACAGGUACAUUACUGUGUGGAUAUGUGUCUGAAAAUUAGGUUUUGCUGAAAGGUGCACAGUCCUCUCUAGUGUUACGUCUCUGAUGAGCUGAGCAACGCUGACCUUACCUUUACAUAUAAUCUUCUGGAGGGGGGAGAUGGUAGGGACCAGUCCUGGGAUGCUGGAGUUACUCACUUACCUCUUUCCCACUUACCUCUUUCCCAACACGAUACAGGCUGGAUUCAGCCCGUAUCGUGUAAAAAUGUAAGGGUAAUUUCCUGUUGAGCCGACAUAUGCAGCAUUUACCAUGAAUGCAGUCUCGGCGACUGCGGGAACAUUGCCUUUAAAUUGUCAAUAGCGUUAUAAAGCGGAUAUUCAGCACUACGGAUUGAAUAGAGCCCAAAAUGUCCAGUAGGAACAAGGGUCCACAUGAAGGUUGUCCGUAUAAAGUCAUUAUUAAACCAGGACCCAGUCAUAGCCAAUCAUUGUCAUCAUCCACAGCCUGAAUGAGCCUAUUCAGACUAUUCAACAGUCUUUAGUGAUGAGGCGAAUCUGAAGAUUAAACCGGCUAUCGCCUAGCUUUAACCACCUGUUUCCAACUGAGAUAGUUGACACAUGCCUUAUUACACUAAGGAUUCUCAGUGUUUUGAGAUGUUGCUAUUGUGGGUUUUCUGAGGGAACGGAGGGUACCAAGAAAUGUGUGGUUUUAUCAAUACUCACUUUUAUCAAGGUAUGUUUUCUCUUUAACUUAACAUGGCAGGAGUUUAAUGGGUCUAUGAAGAGACAAGCUUUUAUGAGUUUAGAUUGAACAGAUGCAUUCAAAUGUAUUGGCUCCCUUGCACAGAAUUUCCUGUUUUCUCUUUUCAAAACUGGUUAAAUGGCUAUUUUUACCCUGCAGGCACCUUCAACUUGCCACAAGUAGGAUCAAUUACACUUGCUGAGAAUCACUUGCCUCAAACCAAAUUAAUUGUGCAUUUAGUUCAGGCCAAUUUUGACUUAAGUGAAAAAUUUCAGUUUUUAUUUAUUUAUUGGAGCUUUGAAACAAAUACACAUGAGAACACAAAGUUUUCAAUGUCAAUUUAUUUUAAAGGAAUAGUGAAUCAUGAAUAAGUGAUCAUGCCAAUAUGUUUGACUGCAUCUGUUUUUGUGAACAUGGCUUUCACUGACACUGGCAUUUUACAGCAUCAACAUGGUCUGCUUCAAUGCUCAGCUUCAUUAAACAUCAUCAAUAUAUCAUGGCUUAUGUUUUAUUUCAUGCCAAACACUCCCAUAUGCACCACAUUAUUGGUCUGGACAAUGAAUGAGGCCAACUGAAAUUAAACUCAACUUGAUCUUAUGGAAUACAAAGUAUUACAGGAAAUGUAAUUUAUAGACAGUCCGGUUCAAGUCCAGGCAUUUCGGUAUGAUGUGGGAAUGAGUAGUGCUACUCCUGUGGACUUGACCCUCCAUUAUCAGUAUUGGUAAGUAGAUUUUCUGAUAAGCAGUGAAACUAUUUUGGCCUCUUACCCCACUCUAUAACAUGAUGCAACUCUAGGGUUCUCAUCCCCAGCACAGGCAAACCCCCUACCCAAUCAAACAGCAAUCUGAAAAUAAGCAGACAGAAACAGGUGAGUUACAGUCAAGAACAUCCUUUUAUUCAAGUGUUGCUCUUUUCAAACUGUUUUUAUUAUUAUGGAAAAGAAACUGUAAUUAACACAUGCAUUUCACCAUGGGCUCUGGGAGGUGUAUUCCUGAGGGAGGGAAGCUGCACUGAGGGGUACGGUGGGAGCUAGGGGGUAGGGGGCAAGGCCAGCUGGGGGUUCACUCUACACAACACUAAACACGGCCCUACACACUUUUAAAAACAAACCCAAAGGAAAAUAAAAAGAUGGAGGGCCAGGGAGAGACAGCUCUCUGGUGCUGCAGGGCAAGAUGGGUAGGGACCAACGUUCUGCCCAAGCAAAGCACACACUGCGAAACCUGUCACUCUGGCUUCUCGACUGGCGCUUUACUUGUCAAGGCUAAUACUGCUGCUGGCUUCAAUCACUUACAAUAAAAACGUGCAAAUUCUUGUGGGAAACAAGUAGGCCCUCUAUCAAGCCCCGCUCUUGAUUUUGCUGGUGGAAUUUCAAGGUGCUUUAACUGUCUACCACGUCACAUACAGUGUAUAGAACCAUAAGACUUUAGUCUGUAAUUGUUCAUUUGGGGUUCUAGUAAAUGGGUGUAAUGGUUCUCUUGAUUGUGGAUCUGAGCCUGCCAGUCUACCUGGGCUGGAACCAUUCCGUUAUAAGGUGCUUAUUCAUUUCAGGUACUUUUUUCACUUGUUUUAAUAGCUGGUCUCAGACAACCACUAGAAAGGUGCAUCAUUAAAUGGUCUCAAUGUAGCAUUGCUGCAUAAGAUAAGAAAAUCCAAAUUCUGUAAAAAAUUAAAAUAUUUGAUAAAAACAUGAAUUAAAAACCUGCCUAUUCUACCCCAGUUGCCAUGCAGCUCCCUUGCCCAUUCAGAGGGAAAUUCCUAUGUGUAUUUUAUCUCCACGUUGUGAUAUGUCAUCAAAUACAUCCCAGUGAAAAACUAGACACCCUCACAGACCCUCUCCUCACCACAUCCCAAGAGCCCACCGGUGUAACUUGUUCACUUACAUUAGCUGUUCAAUGGAGAAGCUGAAGAGAUCGGUAUGGUAUACAAUGUGAAGCAUACAGACAAGAAUAACAUGUGAGCUAACUGCAUUCUGCUCAGACAAAGUUUUGCUUUUUUUUUUUACCCCUCCAUUCAGAGAAAAGGGGUUUGGGGAGGGAUAAGGAGGGUAACGCAGCUACAGACUACUCCAGUGUCCAAGAGAGACAGAAGACAAGAUACAGGAAGACAAGCAAGACAGAUUUUUUUUUGUGCUUUUCUUAAUUAUUCAACAAUAAAAAUAACUAAAUCACACCAAUUUCCUUUAGUACUAUAUAUACUGCUUUGAAAAGCGUGAAGAAGGAGAGGAUAUAGAAGAAAUAUGAAGGAGGGGACUUUUUUGAGACGGGCACUCAGGAUUACAAGAUGGAGUCUGUGAACAAAAGGCACUUUUUAGGGACAACCUUUAAGAUGCUCUGAUUCUAACACUACAUCACCAAACAAAUAUUUAGAAUAAUUUACACUGCGGAUUGGGAGUGGAAGGGGGAA